GCACCGCGCGGAGGCUUCGGCAGUCGUAGCCGGACGCCGGCGGGGCAGGGAGGACUACCGGCGGCGGAAGACGCGAGUGGGGCGGCGGGCAGCGGCCUGAGGAGAAGACAGGAUUUCUCUCUUCCCCUCCCUUUAUCCCUUUCACCCUCCCCACCCGGAAAUAUCUGUGGCCCAGGACUAGAAAGAGCCCGACCCCUUUAUUUCGACCCGUUUUAGGGUCUGUUGCCUUGACUUUUAUUUUUGUGGGGGGUGGGAAAGAGGUUUGGGAAGCCCUUCAGGCCGGUAAUGAGGUGUGGGGGGCACAAUGUAAGAAGGCCGUGAUGAGGGACCCCUAAGGGGGGGCCUGAGCCCCCUGCCCCAAUUCCCCAUUCCCAAUUUACAGGCCUUCUGUAUUUAUCUCUAUCCGCCGCCCCCCCCCACAUUAAAAAGGGUUGGCAUGCUUUCCACCAUCCCCCCUUAAAAGGGUUUUUUUUUAAAUAUAAAAAAACAGCAGAAUCCACCUUUCUCCCUAUCACCACUCAGGGAUAUGCCUCUUCCCCUUUCCCUUUUUUAAUUAAAGAAAUAGGUAUCUUAAUUGCUCACCUCCCCAUUUUUUAAGGGGUCUCUCUGUGUAUUCUAUAUAAUUUAUCCCAGGAUACAAUUCUUCCCAUCCUCAUUUAGAUUGUCACUGACCUUUUAAAAUUCCUUUAUUAUGUAGAACCCCAUUUGGGCACGUUAUUAAAUUGUGGUCCCCUUUCUUUUCAAGGGUCUUUGAUUUUGUUCCUCCCACCACCUUUUAGGCUUUAUUGCUUUCCUCCCCACCCCCUUGUAAAAGCUUAGAUAAGCCCUCCACUCCUCAUAUUUAAACAAACCAUUAAAGGUGCUAACACCCCCUUUUAUUUCUGAAGCCUUAAAACUCACCUGUGCCACCUUUACCCAGCGACCUGUGCUUGCACGUCUCUGGCCUUUAUUAUUACAUUAGUAAUAAUAAUAAUUUAUAUCGGGCCCAAAGGAACCUAAAUGCUCACUCUUCCCUUCCGUGGCCCCUCUUGCCUCUUCUCCCCUUCAGAGGAGGAUUAAUCUCCCCGUCCUCCUUUCCUUCUUCCUUUCCCCCAUGCCAGAAAACGCUCAUCGCCUUUGGGACGCCGGAGCAGCCAGUCAGUAUCCCCCGACCCCCUUCGCCUGGGGACCCCCGGCCUGUGCCUGCCCAAGCAACAUGCCCACAGCUGCCUCCCGUCCUUGGGGGCGGGCAGGAGGAAGGGAGACGGACAGACCCACCCUAGUCAACCUGCUUGGUGCCUCAUCUUCCUCCCCUUCACAGCCUGGGUUGCUGAUGUGAGCUUAAUAUUUUUAAAAAGCCUUUGCUGUGGCGGUCCCUUCUCCCCAGCUGGUCUCCCUUUAUCCUCCCUGCCCGUUGGGCUUCAUGCCCCCUUGAAGGAGGAUGGAGGUGGUGGGAGACUUUGAAUAUAGCAAGAAGGACCUCAUAGGACAUGGAGCGUUCGCUGUGGUCUUUAAAGGUCGCCACCGCAAGCCAGCCUGUUCUGGAGAGUCAGCUGAGAAAACUGACUGGGAAGUGGCCAUCAAAAGCAUCAACAAGAAGAACUUGUCGAAAUCUCAGCUCCUUCUUGGGAAAGAAAUAAAAAUUUUAAAGGAACUUCAGCAUGAGAACAUUGUAGCUCUCUAUGAUGUCCAGGAGAUGCCCAAUUCUGUCUUUCUGGUUAUGGAGUAUUGCAACGGCGGAGACCUGGCAGAUUACUUACAAGCAAAAGGAACGCUCAGCGAAGACACCAUCCGCAUAUUCCUGCAGCAGAUUGCUGCUGCCAUGCGUAUCCUCCACAGCAAAGGGAUAAUUCACAGGGACCUCAAGCCACAGAACAUCCUGUUGUCGUACGCCAACCGCAGGAAAUCAAACAUCAGCGGCAUACGCAUCAAGAUAGCUGACUUUGGGUUUGCUCGUUAUCUCCAGAGCAACAUGAUGGCUGCCACCCUCUGUGGUUCCCCUAUGUAUAUGGCUCCUGAAGUGAUCAUGUCGCAGCACUAUGAUGCGAAGGCCGACCUCUGGAGUAUCGGAACGGUGAUCUAUCAGUGUCUGGUUGGAAAGCCUCCUUUUCAGGCUAACAGUCCUCAAGACCUCAGAAUGUUUUAUGAAAAGAACAGGAAUCUGAUCCCUAGUGUUCCCAGGGAAACAUCAGCUUCCUUGGCUGACCUGCUGUUGGGUUUGCUUCAGAGAAACCAGAAAGAUAGAAUGGACUUUGAAGCCUUCUUCAACCACCCUUUCCUCGACCAGGUUUCAACGGUCAGAAAGUCUUGCCCUGUGCCAGUGCCGACGUACACGGGCUCCGUCUCUGGCAGCUCCUGUGGCAGUUCCCCCUCCUGCCGGUUUGCUUCUCCCCCAUCCCUCCCAGACAUGCAGCAUAUCCAGGAAGACAACCUCUCUUCUCCUCCCUUGGGGCCUCCAAAUUACCUUCAGGUGUCUAAAGACUCCACCAGCACCAGUAGCAAGAACUCCUCUUGCGACACGGACGACUUCGUUCUGGUCCCACACAACAUCUCCGACCAGUCAUACGACAUGCCUCUGGCAGCAGUCGGCCGUCGGGCCUCAAGUGAAUUCCUGAUGUGCGGAGGGCAGUGCCAGCCGUCGGUCUCCCCCCGCAGCGAGACGGCACCCAUCCCGGUUCCCACUCAGCUACGCAAUUACCAGCGCAUCGAGCAGAACCUGACCUCAGCUGCCAGCCCCGUCUCAAACCCCCAUGGGUCGCCCAGGUCCGCUGUGGUGAGGCGGUCAAACACCAGCCCCAUGGGCUUCCUGAAGACCGGCUCCUGUUCCCCAGUGCCAGCCGAUUCCGCGCAGGGCGUUGGGCGCAGGCUGUCCACAGGAUCUUCCCGUCCGUACUCCCCUUCACCGCUCGUUGGCACCAUCCCUGAGCAACUUGGGCACUGCUGUUGUGGGCAGCUGCAAGGGCACGACUCCCGGAGCCGGAACUCCUCAGGCUCCCCGGCACCGCAGUCCCAGUCUCCGCAGUCCCUCCUGAUGGCGGGUGCCCGUCUACAGAGCAGCCCGGCGACCCUGACGGACAUUUACCAGAACAAGCAGAAGCUCCGGAAGCAGCACUCGGACCCUGUCUGCCCAUCCUACGCGGGCUACAGCUACAGCCACUCUCCACAGCCAGCCCGGCCGGUCAGCCUGGGGACGUCACCCACGAAGCACGCAGGAUCGUCGCCCCGGAGCUCAGACUGGCUCUUCAAAACGCCCCUGCCGACAAUCAUUGGCUCUCCCACAAAGACAACCGCUCCUUUCAAGAUCCCAAAAACGCAAGCCUCCUCCAACUUGGUGGGCCUGGUCAGCCGCCAGGGACCAUCGGACACCCCACUACUGCAGCAGGCAAAGGAUGUGGGCGAGGCGAGAACGUUCCCCCACUUCCAUUCGACACAGGGAAGCGACAGGCAGGCAGCGGAACAGCAGCAGCAGCAUCACCGCGGCAAGACUCUGUUUGGCAGGUCUGUGAGCACCGGCAAGCUGUCAGAUCAGCAAGCAAAAGCCGCUCUGGGAGGCCAGCUCUGUCAGGGCAGCACAGACAGCCUUAACACUGAGCGGCCAAUGGAUACAGCUCCACCGGGGGCCUGUGGCAUCGCAGCAGUUCCUCCCUCCAUGGGAGCCGGCGUGAGCUCGAGAGCCGUGAUGUUUACCGUGGGGUCCCCUCCGAACAGCGCCACCCCUCCAACCUGCACCCACAUGGUCCUCAGAGCUCGGACAACAUCUGUCGGCUCCAACAGCUCUGGGGGGUCUCUGUGUUCUACCAGCGGCCGGGUCCUCAUGGGCUCCCCUCCUGGUGUUUACAUGGGCUCCUCUCCCCCCGGAGCAGAGGCGGCUCCAUGCCUGAAGUACAUGCCUUAUGGCACUUCACCUCCCAGCUUAGAGGGGUUUAUCACCUUUGAGGCCCCAGAACUGCCGGAAGAGACUUUGAUGGAGAGGGAGCACACAGACACCCUGCGCCACCUGAACUUGAUGCUGGCCUUCACGGAGUGUGUCCUGGACCUGACCGCUGUCCGAAGCGGGAACCCUGAGCUCUGCUCCUCGGCGGUGUCUGUCUAUCAGAUCCAGGAGAGUGUGGUAGUGGAUCAGAUCAGCCAGCUGAGCAAAGACUGGGGGCAAGUUGAGCAGCUGGUCCUGUACAUGAAAGCUGCCCAGUUGCUGGCGUCCUCCUUGCACCUAGCCAAAGCGCAGAUCAAGUCGGCAAAGCUGAACCUCUCCACCGCAGUGAAGCAAGUGGUAAAAAACCUGAACGAGAGGUACAAGUUCUGCAUCGCCAUGUGCAAGAAGCUGACGGGAAAGCUGAACCGGUUCUUUUCGGACAAGCAGAGGUUCGUCGACGAAAUCAACAGCGUCACGGCCGAGAAGCUCAUCUACAGCUGUGCUGUGGAAAUGGUGCAGGCGGCCGCCCUGGACGAGAUGUUUCAGCAGACAGAAGACAUUGCAUACCGAUACCACAAAGCGGCUCUGUUGCUGGAAGGCCUGGCAAAGAUCAUACAAGACCCGGUUGACAUAGAAAACAUUAACAAAUAUAAAGCGAGUAUUGAACGCAGGCUCUCGGCCCUUUGCUGCAGCGCAGUGGCUGUUUACGAGCAGUAGGCGAGUCGCCCGGGACCACUUGGCAGAUUGUUCCGCUACAGCCAAAUCGCCCCCUUUGCCCCUGUCACAACAGGAGGGCAGGUUUUUACAUUUCUGUGGGUUUUCUACCAAAGAGAAAGGAGAAAUGUGGUUGAUUCGCAGAGGGGAAGAAACCCUGAACUAUCUCGGAGGAGACUUGCCUUAUGACUUAAAUCUUGCGCACCCCACCCCAUCUUUCACUGAGCAGCCAGGUUCAAAAGGCUCGUCUUUCCAUUCCCAGCAGAACCUUGCCACAAAGCCUCGGUUGGGGACGGCGAAUUGGCGUAUUAUUAUGAUUUCUUACGAAAGGAUGGAGCAAAGAAUGGGACUUCCGUCUCUGGGCAAGGUCCAGAAUCGCAGGCUCUUCCUGCUCAGGGAGCUGCAGGGCUGGAAGAGAUUUCUUUUUGGAACAAGACCCUGGGAGGAAGCUGAGAACAGUGUUAACUGCAAACCUGUGUCUUGUGGCGCUUUUGAGGCUGUUGCUGGAUUUGGACCUGAGCGCGUGUCUUGUAAAUAGCACUUCUUCAAGCCCAUCAGGCAUAAGAAGAAACAGCACCUUUUGGAAAAAGACGAGGAGAAAUGAUGGACCUGGGUGAGGGUGGGGUCUUCUUUUUUUUAUUAUACUUUUGAGGGAGAUCCAUUUGGAAUCCCUGAAACCAGUUUGAGCAGUUAUCGUGGAUAUAAAAGCUUGAUAGUUUUUGUCUUCUUCCUGAAUAUCCUGGCCCAAAAUACUUUAUAUUGCACUAAUUUACUAAAAAAGAAAAGAAAAACUAUACUCUUCGGGGGGGGGGCUUUUUUUUUUUAAAGCAGAAAAGGCACAACAAACUUGCUGGAGCAGGUUAGAGAAAACCAUUCGAUUUCACUGUAUGCUUUUCGAGGGGGAAAAAACCACCGCCCAUCCAGAAAUCAUCCAGAAAAGAAAAGAAAAAACGCUUUCCGAAAUGUCAAAUGUAGCGUCUUAGGAGACUUUCAGGCAAAGCUGUACAUAACCUGUCUUCAGGAGGACUUUUUCCUUUUUUUAUAUACCCGUUUGUCUAAUACUUGAGUAACUCGGCCACAACUCCGGAGCAUUUCGGUGGCGUUGCGAAGCCCCCGCUGGCUUGCUGUUCUUCCCCACUUCCCCCUCCCAUUUAUACAAGUUUGGUUGCUUAGUUCUGUUGUAGCAUGUGGAACUUGUGUGUUACUGCCUGUAUUUAUCAGUAGGUAUCCCCUUAAUUCUGUCCCGCCGCCCCCCCCUUUCAUAUCAGAAGAGGCGUGCUGCAGUUUCAGUCUGUUCCUUUAAAACUGCAUAAAAGGUUCUCGGACACUCGCAGUGUUAGGACUCUGCGUGUUGUUGUGGCAUGGACUUUCCUCCCCUUAACAGUAGCAGAAGAGCAUUAAAAAAUCAGGGUGACUUUUGAGGACACUCUGACACUUCCUACGGCUGCUUCACCCCCAUUUUCAGACAUGCCUCCGGGUGGCUUUUGUGAAUUCAUUAUCUAGGCAACUUAGUUUCUCUGGAAAUGACCUCUCUUCAUUUUGAGAGUUGGCUUGUUGUUGUUUUUUUAAAAAAAAAUAAGAAAAUGAUCAUCACUUGGACACUUGAACACACCCCACUCUUCAGAACAAAAUCAUUUGGAACCUUAUUUUUGUACUAGCCAGGCCUUCUCGGCAGGGAGGUCGUUGACAUUCAGACACCAUCUGUUUCCGUGAACUGAUGACCGCGUGUAUGUGUGUGUAUGGGUGGGUUUCCUUCCCCCCCUAUGCCUGUUUUUAUUUUCUUUGCUUUGACAACGUAAUGUACUGUUUACCUUAUUUAUCUGUAUGAGAAAUUCCAGCAGUUAAUUUGAAAGUUGUUUUUUUUUUCUUUUUAAUUUAUACAACAUUUGUAUUUUUAGGUCUUUAAUACCGUGUUUCUACUACCUCUUCUUUGUAACUGCAUGCAUUUAUUCUUGACUCCCCGUAGCGUAAUAACUGAAAAACAAAAACAAAAUCCUGUUGCAUAAUUUUUAUUAUGGCCUGUAUAAAUGUAUAUUAAGGUUAAAAGCAAAACAAAAAAAUAAACUGAUACUCAGAAGUG
Podarcis raffonei (Aeolian wall lizard) is the source of this 6686-nucleotide messenger RNA. It is a transcript of the gene ULK2, whose product is annotated as unc-51 like autophagy activating kinase 2. The coding region runs from base 1421 to 4609 and encodes 1062 amino acids. Gene Ontology annotation, molecular function: protein serine/threonine kinase activity; ATP binding. The record is from RefSeq and is a predicted model, not a curated record. Gene Ontology annotation, cellular component: autophagosome; cytoplasm. The transcript is spliced from 28 exons. Lineage: Eukaryota; Metazoa; Chordata; Lepidosauria; Squamata; Lacertidae. Gene Ontology annotation, biological process: peptidyl-serine phosphorylation; axon extension; autophagosome organization.